Messenger RNA from Arachis duranensis, 1292 nucleotides. RefSeq lists its product as uncharacterized. The record is from RefSeq and is a predicted model, not a curated record. NCBI's taxonomy places the organism in Eukaryota, Viridiplantae, Streptophyta, Magnoliopsida, Fabales, Fabaceae. The transcript has a single exon. Bases 37 to 822 code for a protein of 261 amino acids.
AAAUGAUUAGAUGAGUUUUGAGAAUUUUGACGUGGAAUGCACUGCAUGGCACCAGAGAAAGAAGACGACGGCACCGCCACGUCGCCGGAACCACAGCCGUCACCUAGCGGCCGCUCCAUCUGCUCCUCCUGCCACCGCCCUAAUCCGGUAUGCCUCUGCCACGUGCUUCCCCCUCACCCCAUCGAAAUCUCCACACAACUCCUCAUCCUCCACCACCCUCACGAGGCGCACCACAAGCUCUCCACAACUCCUCUCCUCAUUCGAUCCCUUCUCCGCGCCACCGCCGUCACCGGCCGCCGUCUCCGCCCCGGCCUCUCCCCCUUGCUCGACCGAUCUCCUCCUCCUUCCGUUAUCUACCUCUUUCCGGCAACAUCCUCCACUCCGGCCGUCGACAUCUCCGACCUGAACGUGCAGGACCUCACGCGAAACGGCGAGAGAGAGCUUGUGUUGAUCGCGUUCGACGGCACGUGGAAGCACGCGCGUGAGAUGGUGAAGGCGAGCGAGGAGUUCCUCCAAUCUAGGUUCGCUGUUAGGGUUUGUUUGGGAGUAGAUGAGACCGUGAGUGGCGGAAGCAUCUACGAUUCGGAGUUAAUUCUGAGAAAGGAACCGUUUUCUGGUUGCGUGAGUACCAUGGAGGCCGUGGCUAGGGUUUUGAGGGUUCUUGAGCCGAAUGGAGUUGAAGUUGAGAGCAUGCUGAUUGAGAUUUUGAGGGAGAUGGUGAGGUUGCAGGCUGGGUUCUUGAAGCCGAUGAAUCCGAGGCCGAAAUUGCUGAAGAAGGCUAAGGAAAAAGAGAAGAAAAUGAUGGAAAAAGAUGAGAUUUGAAAGCUUUAGCGAUCUCUUUCGUGGAAUUCAACUGGUAUAUCGAAAUUGGUUCGCGACCAUCGUUUAAAUUGCGGCUGCGAUAGCAAUGCCAUUAGUGCAAUCGGGAGAAACUGCCAUGAUUUAGUGCUCCUGUGUUGCAGAACUGCCAUGAUUGCUGUUGCUGACUGAAAUUAUUUGCUUGUAGUCAAUGGCUAUGGCUCAGUGAGUAAACUUUUCUGUGGCAAUGUUUCUGCUUUGUCACUAAGCUGAUUAUAGAUGCCAUUUGGUCAGUAUCAUUUCUUUGUUAUGCCAAUGCUUUGGUGUACAAUUCUUGAUAGUUGAUGUGAAAAGAAAUGGAAAAUUGAGCUGGAAACAACAAAGAUGCGUGGGAAAAUCGAAGUUUGGGAUCAAUUCAUUUUUAUUAUCAUAUUCUUCCCAUAUAUCAUUCGAAUGAGCUGAAAUUGGUUUUUCAAUAUCACGACAUUCUACAG